GGAAGGGCCCCGCGGGAGCUGGCGGAGGGCGCAGGUCUUGGGUUUUUCUCCCUCCUCGAAGACAUAAAUCAGAAACUUGCAGCUCUCGCGGGUGUCGGGAGAGGCUGGAAGGAUCCGAGGGGCCUCCUCGCCGUGCCCCGCCUGACCCGGACCCCGCUGCUGAGGAUGGGCCUGGACAAGAUGCCCCGCAAGGCUGCCCUCGGGAGAGGCAGUGGGAGGCAGUGGAGCUGGCCUCGGCACCGGGAGAGGCUGGACUUCCCGUCUCUCUGUGCUGAAUGGCUGCGAUGGCGCCCGCUCUCACUGACGCAGCAGCUGAAGCUCACCACAUCCGAUUCAAGCUGGCUCCCCCGUCCUCCACCUUGUCACCUGGCAGUGCCGAGAGCAACGGCAACGCCAACAACAUCCUCCUGGCUGCCAACGGCACCAAAAGGAAAGCCAUUGCUCCAGAGGAUCCCAGUUUAGAUUUCCGAAACAACCCCACGAAGGAAGAGUUGGGCAAGCUGCAGCCGCUGGUGGCCUCUUACCUCUGCUCGGAUGUAACAUCUGUUCCUUCAAAAGAGCCUCUGAAGCUGCAAGGAGUCUUCAACAAGCAGACAGUCCUUAAAUCUCACACUCUCUUAUCUCAGUCCUUCUUGAAAACAAGUGAUCUGUUGGGGAGGCAACCGGUGUUGGAAUUCACUUUGGAGAAUCUAAAAACCAUGAGUACGAAUAGCCAGCCACCUCUCCCGCAAGCGCCUGUAAAUGGCUUGGCCAAGAAAUUGGCCAAAAGUACCAGUCAAGACCAUGAAAACUCUAGUUCUCUCAAUGGUGGGAAGUGUGCUCCUCCUUCUGCAGCCCUCCAGGCUGUUGACUAUAACGCAGGAGGUUCUGAACUGGGGGACUUGAAGACCGGGUUGACCAAUUGCACUCUUCCACACAGAAGCCUUGAUGCAGAGCACACGACUCCAUUUAGCAAUAAUAGCACUGCAAACAAAUCUUCCCUUAAUUCCACGGAGCAACAGCGGGUGCUCGAGGGUGGCAGUGGAGAGACUAGGUUGCCCAGCGUUGCUAGUCGCUCUGACUUUGGGAGCAGUAGGUUGGAGGAGCAGAAACCUCUGUUGGCUGGCCACCACAGCGCGCUGGACUCGGAGAUGAGGACGCGGGCGUUGCUGCGGCGGCAGGCGGACAUCGAGAGCCGAGCCCGCAGGCUGCAGAAACGCUUGCAGGUGGUGCAGGCAAAGCAGGUGGAGAGACACAUCCAGCAGCAGUUGGGUGGCUUCUUGGAGAAAACUCUGAGCAAGCUUCCGACUUUGGACCCCCUGAGGCAUCGAAGCCAGCUGAUGUUGACCAGGAAAGCAGAAGCAGCUUUGAGGAAAGCUGCAAGUGAGACAGUUACUGCAGAAGGCCUGAGCAGCUUCUUGAAGAGUGAUUCAAUAUCAGAAGAACUGGAGAGGUUCACAGCCAGUGGUAUGGCCAACUUGAGAUCCAGUGAGCAAGCCUUUGACUCGGAUGUCACUGACAGCAGCUCGGGAGGAGAGUCUGAUGUUGAAGAAGAGGAACUGACCAAAGCAGACCCAGAACAACCCCACGUACCACUGAGGCGAAGGGCAGAGUGGAGAUGGGCAGCAGACCGUGCAGCCAUCGUCAGUCGCUGGAAUUGGCUCCAAGCCCACGUCUCGGACCUGGAAUAUCGAAUCCGGCAGCAAACGGACAUUUACAAGCAGAUUAGAGCCAAUAAGGGGCUGAUAGUUCUUGGUGAAGCAUCAACCCCUGAUCCUGCAGUAGAUGAUGCAUCCCGUCCUGUUAGUGCUGAAGUGAAGCUGGAGCCUGGGGCUGACCGGCUGAGUGUUUCUGGAUCCCAGCCACUCGAGAACUUGGGUAUUUCUGCUGCAAAUACUCCUGAAUCCCAUCCCACCAAGCCCUGUGGAGCACCAAGACCUGUCAAUGGAGUUAUUAACACUCUUCAGCCUGGCCUGGCAGAACAUGCUCAGGGAGAUGGCCAGGAAGCUGAGGAGCUCUUGCAUAAAAAGCAACGACUGAACAUGGUUUCCUCCUCGGAUGGGACGUGCGUGGCCGCUCGCACCCGCCCGGUGCUCAGCUGCAAGAAGCGACGGCUCGUUCGGCCAAGCAGCAUCAUGCCCCUUUCCAAAAAGGUCCAUCGGAACAGCCUGGCCCGGUGCAGCUGUGACCUGAACCCCUCGUGUGCCCUCUGCGGCACUCGCGGCUCGGCCACUCUGGAGAUCCAGUAUGAUGCCCCUCUGCUGGAACGCCUCUCCCAGCUGGACUCCUGUAUCCAUCCUGUCCUGUCAUUCCCAGACGAUGUGCCGACCAGCCUGCACUUCCAGAGCAUGUUGAAGUCUCAGUGGCAGAACAAACCCUACGAGAAAAUCAAACCUCCCAAAAAGCUCUCGCUCAAGCACAGAGCCCCCAUGCCCACCAGCAGCCUGUCUGACCCUGCUCGCAAGGACCGCCACAAGCUGGUGAACUCCUUCUUCACUGCAGCCAAGCGCUCACAUCACAAAACCCCAGCAGACAAGGCUCACAGGCCACCACCCCUAGACGAGCUUUCGGCCGCGCCCAAGGCCGAGGCAGCGCCCGAGCGCCCGCUUGUCCAGCCUCCUGCCUGGGACAAAAAGCGAGUGCGCGACUGCUCGUCUGAGAGGAGCGAAGUGUUGAAGCAUCACACGGACGUUGGUGGCCCAAGCUACUUGUCAGCAGCUGCAACCCCCACACCUCACAGCCCCAUAGCUCGGCAACUCUCCACCUCCUCAGAGGGCUCUGCUCCAGCCAGCACGAGUGCACAGGGCACCUCCAGCACAGCUCCAAGGAGGAGAAGAGGUGAAAGCUCCUUCGAUAUCAACAACAUUGUCAUCCCCAUGUCCGUCGCUGCCACCACUCGGGUGGAGAAGCUGCAGUACAAGGAGAUCCUCACACCCAGCUGGCGUGAAGUGGACGUCAGUGCUCUGAGAGCCAACCCUGAUGAAGACAACGAGGAGAUCGAGGACUUAUCGGACUCGGCCUUCGCCGCCCGGCACGGCAAGUGUGAGGAGAUGGAGCGGGCGCGGUGGCUCUGGAGCACCAGCGUCCCCCCGCAGCGCCGCGGCAGCAGGUCCUACAGGUCGACAGAUGGACGGACAACCCCCCAGCUGGGGAACCCCUCGACCCCCCAGCCAGCAUCCCCUGAGGUGGGCAACUGCCACUCCCACCCGGAGCUGUCCCACACCCACUCCCCGCGCAGCCCCAUCAGCCCCGAGCUGCUCUCGGCGCCCCUCACCCCCCUCUCCCGGGACUCCCUGCGGCUCCUCUCCAGCGAGGACACACGUUGCUCCACGCCCGAGGCCGGCCUGGAUGAGCAGGCCGUGCAGCCCUGGGAGCGACGCACCUUCCCACUCUCGUACGACCCCAGGACAGAGUGCGAGGACCAAUCCGACCCCCAGGACCGGUUGUCGCGCUGCACCCGCCGCACGUCGGGCAGUAAAUCCUCCCGGGAGACCGAUGGCACUUCUGCUUUGCCCAACCUGGCCAGCCUCAAGAGCCGACCCCCCCUGGUGACCCCUGCUUCCUCCUCCUCCUCCUCCACAGCAGCAGCAGCAGCAGCAGCCCAGCGGCCGGCGCACAGAUAGAGACGUACGGGAAGACAUGAGCAAAACCAACACACAGAACUAACUCUUGGCAUUAAAGCUUCCAAAAUCUGCGUUUGAUAUUCAAACAUCCUGCCGGGAAUUUUCACAGUUUUUAGUGAAUUUAAGGAGUUUAGAAACUUUUUUUUGUUUUCUCUUUUUUUUUGUUUUCCUUUUUUUUUUUUUUUUUUUUUUUUUUUUUCUUCCCUCCUCCUUCUCCAUGUUUCCUUGUCACAUGAAUAAGACCCCCCAGAUUCCUCCCAGUGGAGUGAAGCCUCGGGAGGGGAGCAGCCCACCAGACCCAACCCCCCCCCCCUUUCCUCUCACCCCUUCUUUAGGUGUAUAAAACUAGAGCACAGGAUUUAGCUGACUAGCAGACUUCAGGGAUAGUUUUUCUCCAGCAAAAGGGUGUCUUUUUCUCUUGACCUGCUGCCCUCCUCUCCCUGAAAGGUUUUACUGGAGUGACAUUAGUGGUGAAAAGUGGUGUCUUGGGAUUGCAACCUGGGCUGGCUGUCCUGACGUGCAGAGCUCGCUCUGCACUUCCACCCUCUGGCGGUUUUCUUCCCUAGGUUGUGGUUCCAGGUUAUCCCCAAGGGUGAGUCUGAACCCCCCUGGUCUCUGCCCCCAGGGCCUCCCUCUGCCUCCUUCCUCCUCGCCCGGUUGCGGUGCCGAGAUCCGGCUGCCCCGUCCCCCGGGGGAGGAGGAAGGAGAAGGAAGGAUCCUUGUAGCCGCUGGACGCACAGCACGGGAGGAGCGGGGUUUGGGAAGCUGGGGUUCACACCUGGGGUGUUGCUCCUGGGUGGGAGGCAGGGAGGGGGGAUCGUUCCCAGCCUGGAGCAGGAGUCCCACCUCACUUCAGGGACAAUCCCUUUGGGGACAGGGCAGCAGCUUCCAGCUGGGAAAUGCGGGUCUGUGACCAGUGCUGGAGCCUGGCCCCUGUGUCCCCGCAGAGGGUCGGGGAGCUGGGCUGAGGGCAGCACCAAGAGCAGCAGAGGGAGGGUCCCAUCCUGGGAGCUGGUCUGGAUGGUGCCUGCAGGUGGGUUUAUUCCCAGCAAAGGAGAGAGAAGAGCAGGAAGGAGGGUGGGGAACGGGGAUCCCCCAGCGCCGCUUCGCUCCCGCACACCCAGAACUGGCGUCCAGUCUGUUUCAUUUCCCGUUGGUCCGACUGUGCUGCCUCCUGACAGGUAUUUUCUUUUGAAUCCGAGUUCGCUGUUGUUCCCUCCUGUUCCCUCCUCCUUCCCUCCCUCCCACACCCGCAGUGACUCCCGGAUCCCACACACCAUUCCCACCUGUAAACGCUUUCUGCUCCCCCAGGGUGUGGCUCUUGAUCCCUGUCCUGUCGCUGGCAUCGUGCCUGUCUUUAUGUAUAAUCACAUCACCAAAAAAACCCACAAAAAAAAAAAAAAACACAAAAAAAAGGAAAAAAAAAAAAAGAAAAAAAUACAAAGGACAUUUUAUUUUAUUUUUUUCCAUUUUGUAAUCGUAAAGAAAUAGUAGCUAAACUGCUUAAUGGUUGGGUUUUCACAAUUUUCAACAUGAUCUAGUGUUGGUUUUGGUUUUGUUUGGGUUGGUUUUUUUUUUGGGGGGGGUUUCUGUUUCUGGUUUAAAGGAUUUGUUGUCAUUUCUUAAAAAAAAACAACCCCAAACAAACCACAAAACCAAGGCUCCCAUUUCCCUCUGCGUUAAGUGCUUUUCUAUUUAUAAGGUUGAAAAUUCUGAAGAACCCUUUUAGCAUUAUAAAAAGAAAAAAAAAAAAACACCAACCCCACACACACACACACAAAACAAAAACCCAACAAAAAAAAAACCCCAACAAAACCCACUAUCCCAAACAAACCACCUUGUAUUUUGUAAAUAUUUUCUUUUCCUGCUUUGAGCUGUGUAAUGUCCUUGUUAUAUAGAAAUGCUUUUCUUCCGAGAAGCUGAUCUUUGUUAAUGUCUUGAUUCUGUUGGCAAAGCACAGAUGUGCUUAUAUAAAAAAAAAAAACAGGGAAAAAAAAAAAAAGAAAAAAAAUAAAAAGAAAAAAAAAAAAAGAAGAAAAGAUUAAAAAAAUUAAAACAGAUGAAAUUUCCCUGUGAGGUGUUUGUGACACGCUGGGCAAGGGGCCCUUCCCUCUGCUCGGUCACUUUCCCUCCCAACUCACUUUUCUGGGGCCUCUUUUGUCCUUCCCAAGGUGACUUCCCACGUUCUUGUCGGGGGGGUGAAAAGAGGAAGCGGUGGUGGGGUCUGGGAUGUGGGAUGGAGCAACAGGAGCUUCCCUGGGAGCUCCUGGGCCACCAGUCCUGCCUCGUGUGGCUCCCUCAGCCCCUCCUGGGGGGGUGUAAGGAGUUCAUUUUCUAAUUUUGGGGUUUAUUUUUCUAAUUUUGGUUUAAUUUUCUGGGUUUAUUUCACAUUCUCAGGUUUAACCAGUUACUGCUGAUUCACACCCAGGCACAUGGUCCCUGUUUGCCCUCCUGGCUAGUCCAUGUCAGCCCAUGGUGGGAGGUGACUUCCUUGGGUGCUCUUAAAUUUCCAAGAUAAGGGAAUUUAUACUUUGUUCCUCGUUGCCCAGUGGAUAUAGAACAGGAAGGUGCCAGGUGGUGAUUAACCAGGUUAUCAAAGAAGUAGGAGGCAGCACCAGGUUCCUUCCCAGUAAUUGCCAGGGCAGGAACAAUCCAAUCUGCAAAGCAAACCGUGGUGGGAGAGGCCUGGGGAAGGUGGCGGAGCAAAGAGCUCCAGGAUGUUGGAAUUGGGCCCAGUCCCAUCCCCUCCCCACCCCGCGAAAGAGGCGCCGU
This is a messenger RNA of Apus apus (common swift), 6374 nucleotides long. RefSeq names its product KAT8 regulatory NSL complex subunit 1 (gene KANSL1). NCBI's taxonomy places the organism in Eukaryota, Metazoa, Chordata, Aves, Apodiformes, Apodidae. The coding region runs from base 276 to 3602 and encodes 1108 amino acids. Gene Ontology annotation, molecular function: histone acetyltransferase binding. The record is from RefSeq and is a predicted model, not a curated record. Gene Ontology annotation, cellular component: NSL complex. The transcript has 16 exons.